This is a messenger RNA of Octopus sinensis (East Asian common octopus), 1623 nucleotides long. RefSeq lists its product as uncharacterized. The transcript is spliced from 2 exons. The coding region runs from base 1 to 1623 and encodes 540 amino acids. The record is from RefSeq and is a predicted model, not a curated record. NCBI's taxonomy places the organism in Eukaryota, Metazoa, Mollusca, Cephalopoda, Octopoda, Octopodidae.
AUGUGCAUUCUCCCCUCAACCUAUACAGGGGGCCCACGGUACAUGCACGAGCGAACACAAGACGCUAUGACUUACGUUCGGCAUUAUGGGCGACCCGAUUUAUUCAUUACCUUUACAUGUAACCCAAAGUGGGUUGAGGUAACGCGAGAACUUCUCCCAGGGCAGCAGUACUGUCAUCGCCAUGAUAUUAUUGCAAGGGUUUUCAGGCAGAAACUGGCUAAGCUCAUUCUUUUAAUAAAAAAAGGCCAGGUUUUUGAGCCUGUUAACUGCCACAUGUAUACUGUUGAGUGGCAGAAAAGAGGGUUGCCACACGCGCACAUUUUGCUUUGGUUGGUCAACAAAAUAGACCCAACAGUUCUUGAUGAUCUCAUUGCAGCAGAAAUUCCGGACCCAACUGUUGACCGGCAGCUGUACGACAUUGUGAAGGUACACAUGGUACACGGUCCGUGCGGUCCUGGUUUUCAAAAGUUCUCCUCAUGCCACAAAGACCACGUGUGCACUAAACGGUACCCAAAGAGGUUCGUGGACGAGACCCAGACCGGCCACGACGGAUACCCACUGUACAGAAGAAGGCACCCUGACAAUGGUGGAUUCACUAUAACGUUACGGGGUCAUCAAGUGGAUAAUAGGUGGGUAGUGCCGUACUGUCCAUUUCUGAUGAAAACUUUUAACGCUCACAUAAAUGUGGAGUUCUGUCAUUCAGUCAAGUCUAUAAAGUAUAUAUGUAAAUAUGUUAACAUGGGUUCUGAUGCUGCCAUGUUUGGCCUUCAAAAGGACAAUAGCAUGGACGAGGUGUCACAGUACAUGGCAGGUCGGUACAUAAGCAGUGGUGAAGCUUUUUGGCGGAUAUUCGGGUUUCCACUUCACCAAAGGCACCCCGCCAUCAGACAACUAGCGGUUCAUUUGAAAAAUGGCCAGCGAACUUACUUUACUGAACAGACUGCAGCUGAUUUGGUGGCAAAUCCAAAACAAACAACUUUGACCGGUUUCUUUAGGCUUUGCCAACUUGACACAUUUGCUAAAACACUUUUACACCCUCAGGUCCCGUCCUACUACGUGUGGUCAAACAACAAUUGGGUGCGUAGGAAGUCGGGUCAGGAUGUUGAAGGACAUCCUGGUGUCAAGUUUAACAGUUGUCCAGGAAGAGUCUACACUGUAACUCCAAACCAACAUGACUGUUUUCACCUGCGCCUUCUCCUCCAUGAGGUUUUAGGCCCACAAAGUUUUCAAGACAUCAGAACUGUUGAUGGUGUAUUAUGUGAUACUUUCCGUGAAGCCUGUUUUCGGCGUCGACUUUUGGAGGAUGAUUCGCAAUGGGGCGACACUAUGGCAGGUGUUUCAUUAAAAUUUCCUAAAAAAAUCAGAUCGCUUUUCGCUAUUCUAUUACUAUGGUGUGACUUGGCUAAUCCCGCCUCUUUAUGGCUUACCUACAAAGAUGAUAUGUCUGAAGAUUUCCUGCGUCACGCUCAAUCGCUACAUCCAUCAAUGGAGGUCGGGUACACUGACCUCAUUUACAACAGGGCGCUGCUUGAAAUCGAAGAUACUGUACUCGAUAUGGGCGAAUUCCCUUUCCUUAUCAACAACCCAAAUUUUGGUCUUGUCCAAGGAGAUUAUAAAAUGUAA